This is a messenger RNA of Electrophorus electricus (electric eel), 5203 nucleotides long. RefSeq names its product inka box actin regulator 2 (gene inka2). Lineage: Eukaryota; Metazoa; Chordata; Actinopteri; Gymnotiformes; Gymnotidae. The record is from RefSeq and is a predicted model, not a curated record. Gene Ontology annotation, cellular component: nucleus. Gene Ontology annotation, molecular function: protein serine/threonine kinase inhibitor activity; protein kinase binding.
UAUUAGCUAACCUGGAAUUGUCGUCAUUUAAUGGGACAAUGUGCAUUAGAUGGACAUUAUAAUUCUCAUAAUAGAAAGCAUACCUGAGAGCAAAGAUAUGGACACUUGCCUGAAACGUUUAAAACAGGAAAUGAUUUCCAUGAGGGAGGCGGGCGAUGGUCUCCAGGCUCAGAUGAACUCUAUGAUGGGAGUGCUGCAUGAGUUGAAACUGCUUCAGGUGCAGACUGCAUUGGAACAAUUGCAGAUCUCCUGCAAACCUGGUCACCUCUUCCAGCACUCUCUGAACGAAGCCACCGUCAUGGGUACACUGCUUACAGACAAGGUAGGACAUGCCACAAGAGGAACUAGACAAAAGGAUGCACGUAUCUCAGAAAGGUCAAAGAAUCAUGCAUUCACAAAGGAACCAAGCAUGUCAGACUUAGAAAUGGAACCAUCCAUGUUCUUCACCAGCUCCCCAUUUGAGAAGAGUAGUCUGGCUCCAUGCCAAGUAUCCAGGGGGCAGGAACCAAGAGAAGUCAACCACCAAGGAAGCCUUUGCACAUCUGUCUCCUUCUGCAGCUCUGAUGAUGUCAGCUUCUCCUCGCAUGACGUUCAAGAAAGAGCCCCUUUGAGUGACAGCCAUCCAGCCUUGAGGUCCAUGUGUGAGGAACAUCAACCUGCAUUCCAGCCAGCCACAAUGGCAGAGCUCCAGGGACUAAUGGAUACGCUUUCACGGGAAGGCCCCUCCAUCGACAGUGACUUCUCUCACUGUGACACAGAUGACUCCAGCGACUGGACAUCCUCUCUGAUGAACCACAGCCGAAACAGGCAACCCCUGGUGCUCGGAGACAACGUCCUGGCUGACCUAGUGGGCAACUGGCUCAACUUGCCUGAGGUGGAAGGCCGGAUGGCAGGUAGCGAGGAGAAGGCAGGAAGGUUUCCUGAAGUGUCUGGGAGCCCGCUGCAUCUCAGCUGCUCUGGGGAAUUCUGCAGACGCCUCUCCCUUACUGCCAGUGUCUUCAAAAGGGUCCUGCGCAGUGUUCGGCCCAACUGGGACAAACUGCUCAAGGAGAGGCCCGGGUGGCAAGGCACAGAACAGGAAAAGAAGGAGAUCUUUAAAAGACCCCAAACAAAAAAUAAAGGGUCCAAACCAAAGAGAAGUUUCUAUAGACCCUUCUGGAUGAGAGCUGAUGGACUGAGAGGGAAACGCAGGCCAAAACCAGCCAACGUUGAGCUCAGGGGUGCGAAAGGGCCCAUAUUUGACUACAGUUUUGCAAUCUGGGUCUAAGGCCUUCUGAGAAAAUGAUAUAAUGACAUGGGCUGAAACUGAGGUCUUAAGUAAAGAUGGUGAAUCACUAUGGAAUGUGGAGUUCAGAUAACUAAAAUGAUGGGAAUUUCAAGAGUAAAGCUUUUUUUAAAUGAAUAAUCAAAUGUCAUGUCAUAAAAAUACUUGCAUAGUGAAUGCUGAGCUCUCUCUUUCCAUCUCGUCAUCAAGAUUGUUGUUCCAAAGACAUUUAGAGAGACUUUAAAUGAUUUUAUUAAUUAAUUUCUUUAUUUACAUGAAACAAAUGGUCUUGCAGGUCCAAGCAGUUUUAUACCUCCUUCUGAAUAGAACCUCUAAAAUAUAAUAUUCAAUAUCCAGUAUAUCCUGACUUUGCAAAAAAUAAUUACUGCAUUUCUCUCAAAAAGUAUAAAAAACUGACAUGAAUAGAAGCAGUUAUUGAGUUUGGUAAAGUCCCUUUUGGGGGAAAAAAAACAAACAAACAAAACAAGCUGUCUGUUCCUGCUUAGUCAAAUUAACUAGUGUCAAUCUGUUCAUUGAUUAACUCUCUGUUUAGGCAAGCGUUUAAGGCAGGGAUAUCAAACUACCAGUCAAAAUACAAACAGUGCUGAUUCUCCAACAAUGCUCGAACAGUGCUGAUUCUCCCCAGACCACCUGUGUUCACACACUCUGGAAAAGCAUUAUUAGAAACUUCCACUAAUAAUCUAAUGCCUAUAAUCAUCUAUAUAUAAACUUAUGGAUGCCACAUUGUUGUCCGGAUUCCUAUAUGACUACAUUUUAUAAAAGAUAUACAUAUAAAAAUGUUACUACAGUUAAUUGGCACAGCUGGCACAAUGGUCUAGUUACAAAUGUAAGCCACUUGCAGUACAAUACCUCUAUUUUAUUAAAUCCUUGGCAGGUCAAUAUGAAAGUCAGCACAAUGAUAAAAUCAGGUUAGGCCAAAUAUUCACACUAAGUAUUUUAGAUAUCCAUUAGUAUACUACAUUAAAGUUAUGAGCUUCAGUGCACACAGCAGGCUACAUUAUAAUCUUCAUAAGCACUUUUUUUUCUUUUUACUUAGUUAUAAAUUUUUUCCAAAUUGACCAAAUGUUACUGUGUUAUUCUCUUAUUAAACUCCUUCUAUGCAAUUACCUCAUGUCUUAUGUAGGUAUUUUUGAAUGGAAGAAUUCACUAAUUCACCAGUUUGUACAUAUUUAGUAAAGUGGGUAAACAUUUGCUUAAUAUAUAAAGUUACAGUCAAGAAACAAACAUAUGAAUUAAAAGAUACUACUCCACAUCUCGCUAGACUGGGAGAAAUGGAACAAGUUAGUGCCAAGUCUUCUGCUUCCUGUCAUUCUCUCCUGUUUCCUCUGGUCUUUGAAUUUGUAAACAAAGUAAAUAUGCAUUAACUGUAUAAGCCUUUUUAACUUACCCAUCACAAGGACAACACAACAGGAGACUAUGGAGGCAUUGCUAGAAUAACCUCUGAUGCAAGAACAUAUCAACACAAAAUAGACUAGUCAAUGUAAUGUGUUAAGUGCAAAUAGCACUUAAGAGACCAGUCAAUCGUGGAAUUUAGAUUUCAUUUUCAUUAUAUGCUUAAUGUCAACUGUUUUAUGUUGCAGUUCAACAGAAGCUACAGUAAGAAGCUUACACCAGAGACCUCCCGCAUCCUUUUUUAAGCAAGCCAACUUCUUUAUGUUCUUCAUGUUCAACAUCUGGCCAAAAUCCCUCUUUAUCAAAUCUUAAAUCAGACACAGAUGACUUUUCAUCUAUUCAGCAGGCCGUGAGAGAGGUCAUCAUGGUGCCCAUGGGCCUAAAACCAUGGUUUCUCCCAGAAGCCAUAACUGCAUGUGUGGUCACAUUUCCUAGUGUUAGCUCACUUUUUGUUAUAUUCUCAUUCUGUUACAUUCUCAUUGCUUGCUAAUACCUUUAAUGUAAAAGUCAUCAAAAUGAAAUAAAUAGUUUGAUAGAAACUCAGACAUUGAUAAACAACCAUAAUUUAAAAACUGAUUCCAUUUUUUUUAAAUAUCAUAGACCCAUCCAAGUGUUUUUCUCCUACUAAAUUGCCAUUUUGUUUUACAGAAGCUACUUUCUAGACCAAGACUCAAACCAGCUUCAGUCAUACAUAGUGCAGAUGUCACAGAUGACGAUCAGUGCUGUGACUGUUACCAUCGGACUCUUUAAUAUCAAGCUCUGAGGACAUAUAUGCUCCCAUGCACACUCAGACCCCACAAGCAAAACCAGCCCUCCGGACAAACAGGUGUGAGGGCAGAGAAGUUCAUAUGGAAUUCACGAGCACCAUUUGGCAGAUAUUUGUUCCGAUUCAGGAAGGAAGAGGUGGGAAGUGGGGCGUGCACAUGGAAGGCUACAGCUGUUUUAGAACACAUCCUUUCUCUCUCACGCAGUCAUUCAAACACACAGGCUUUCGUGAUAGAAGUGUAUUUGAGCCCGUCUUGGAACCAGCUACCAUAGCUUUGCUAGCUAUCCUUUGUUCAUUCUCAACACACAGCAAACUGCCCUUUUUUCCCCCCCUUUGUUCACCAGAAAAUGGUCUGAUAAAAAAGAAGAAUAAAAUGCAUUUUAUUCUUCUUUUUUAGUUUGACAGAAUGGACAAAGUGAAAUUAAAAAUAUUUCCAAGUCAGUGAGUCCACAAAGUGCAUUGUUUGCCUUUAACCAUUAAGCCUGAGAAUUUCGCCAUUCAUUUUAAAUCGCUUUCACAAAAAUGAAGCAAAAUACACCAAUCUACUUCCCACACCACACACAGGUAACGACUAAACGCAUCCUACUUUAAAAUGACUGGUCAAUCUAAAAUCAUUACCAAAACAUAGAACACUGGCCACACACUAGAAUUCUACUUAAGCUAAUAAUGCUUUUGUUCUUUAGUGAACGUCUUUCCCUAAUUACAGGCAGACAGUCCACCAGAGGGCUGAAGCCCAUGUUUAGUUAAUAUUUAAAUCUAAAAAGACCUAAAAGUGAUUUGAUGUUAACUGUAAAAAGUGAAAGUAAAAAGUGGCAGCAGAUAAGUAAAGCACGAGUUCUAAAAGCUAAAACAGCUCUGCCAACUAGAAUUCUAAAAAACCCCACAUGUAAAGAGCCUCUAUGCUAUUAAAAAAUAAAUCUUGUAAAAAUAAAAUAUAUGAUUAUAAAAAUAAUCGACUAAUAAAGGGCGCACACAAUAGGAUGUUGAGCAAAGUCAGUGAUUUGUUUCCCUCUAGUGGACAAAAUCAAUCAUCCUCUCUGAUCCAGAUAUAGCCUACAUAGCUUCCUGCACCAUGCCUUUGAACAACUUAUUAAAUGCAGUUAAAAUGCAGACUAAUAUUAGACUAAAGGUAUAUUUUACAAACCUAACAGAAAUGUGAUACUGCUUUAAGGUUUUUUUUUUUUGUACAAAUGAGAAUGUCACUUAUGAGAUGUACACUCAAAUCAAUAUGAAAUACAUUUAUUCAAAAAAAAAAAAAAAAAUUGUCAAACAAAACCAGCUAGAAACACCUAGCAUCACCUUGACAACUAAGAGAUUCAUGAAUAAGGAAAUAAAAUCAAACACUUGUGACACGAUUAUUCUUUUUACUUUGUCUGGUUGUUUGACAAUGCAGUAUUAACUGAUUAUUGGUUAAAACAUGGAGAAGUCAACACUAUCAAAGGGACAAGUUCAUUCUUCUCCUAGACAGGCACAAAAACUGAUCUAACCAUCCAGAGGAAAGCAAAUGCCUUAAACAAAAUACAAAAGACGGAAGAAAUUAAUGAAAAUGUACUAAAAUUUAAUAAUUCAUAAAAGCUGGAAAAUUACCACUUUGAGUGUGACAGGAGAACACAGAAAUAUUAGAGUUGGCUUUAGUACAAUAUACUUUUUAGCACAAAAGACAGAAAUCCAUUGUGUUAUUCUUCCCCAUCUUUCAACAUAAAACACUUCCCCCCAAACUCACAGAUGCAAGAAAGAGAGAGAGAAAAAAAAAAAAAACA